This is a messenger RNA of Oncorhynchus nerka (sockeye salmon), 1081 nucleotides long. RefSeq names its product zinc finger protein 740-like. The coding region runs from base 207 to 1061 and encodes 284 amino acids. Gene Ontology annotation, cellular component: nucleus. The record is from RefSeq and is a predicted model, not a curated record. The transcript is spliced from 7 exons. NCBI's taxonomy places the organism in Eukaryota, Metazoa, Chordata, Actinopteri, Salmoniformes, Salmonidae. Gene Ontology annotation, molecular function: DNA-binding transcription factor activity, RNA polymerase II-specific. Gene Ontology annotation, biological process: regulation of transcription by RNA polymerase II.
GUAGCGUUUCCUGUGUUUGUAAACUGAGAAAAAUUGGAACUCCGACAAGAAAUAUUAAUCUGCAAAACUCAACUAAAUCUUAAGGCCUUGGCCCCUGAUUAUUUGGGUGAGUGUGGUCUCUUCUCACACCCCUCAUCCUGAGUGACCCCCCUUGACGCACCCCUUUACCCCCAAACACACACACGCAUUCAAACCACGCACCGGCGAUGACACACCAUCCCAACAACUCCGUUCGAGACCACAUGAAAUGGGCUGGAUUGCUGGGCUGUGAGACGGUGCUGUCCAGCAUCGCCCUGAUGCAGGCCAACAACAUGUCCGGCAGUCAGAAGAAGUUGACCUCACAGCACGGCCAGGGUCAGAGAGACAACAACAACCCUGAAAGCCACCAGCACCAGUCUCACGAGGCUCACCACGGCCACCACAACAACCACCAGGCCCACCACAGCCACAUGGUCCUGCCCUCGGGAGUCAGCUGCCCACCCCUGUUAAUCAGAAAAGAUGGACACUCAUUUCACACACCCAGGCUGCUGGAUGAGAAAGAUAUGCAGGCCAGCCAGAAUAUGCAAUUGACAAAGAAGAAGCACAGAAAAUCAGGAACACCCAACAAACUGAGAGAGAAAGUGGAGCAGGUGGAGAUGGAUAUUAACGGUGAUGAUGAUCAUGAUUCACUAGUACAGAAGAACUUCAUUUGUGAGCACUGCUAUGGAGCAUUCCGAAGUAGCUACCACCUGAAGAGGCACAUCCUCACUCAUACAGGAGAGAAGCCGUUUGCAUGUGACGUAUGUGACAUGCGGUUUAUUCAGCGAUAUCAUCUGGACAGACACAAGAGAGUUCACAGUGGAGAGAAGCCCUACCAGUGUGAUCGCUGCAAUCAAAACUUCUCACGGACGGACCGUCUGCUACGUCACCGGCGUCUGUGUGGAGCGAGGACUAGCCUUCCCAAGGAGGAGAACCAGUCAUUCUCCUGCGAGAGCAGAGGAGGAGCCUACUCCCAGGAUGCACCUGGGCACACGGCCACCUGGAGCCCCCUACAGCAGCAGAACAGCCGUCUGGCUGUCUAACCUCUGACCCCUUGGAGAAA